Molecule: messenger RNA, 1444 nt
Organism: Varanus komodoensis (Komodo dragon)
Lineage: Eukaryota; Metazoa; Chordata; Lepidosauria; Squamata; Varanidae
Gene: KRT18
Product: keratin 18
Exons: 7
Coding region: 52-1335 (427 amino acids)
Biological process (GO): intermediate filament cytoskeleton organization
Cellular component (GO): keratin filament
Molecular function (GO): structural molecule activity
Source: RefSeq, a predicted model, not a curated record
CCAGCCUCGUGCAGAUUUGCCUUUUGCUUGUCCACUGCCCCUGCCGGCCCGAUGAGUUUCUCCAGGACCAGCGGUUACUCAGUUAACGUAAGGCCGCUGAGCAGCCCCAUAAAGUUUGGCCCCAUCAGCAGCGCUGCCAGUGUCUAUGGAGGCGCAGGGGGCUCAGGCUCUCGCAUCUCUGUCACCAGGACUUCCUCCACGAGCUCGGGCUACCUUGGCAGUGGAGCCUUGGGAGGGUUCAGCAGCAGUCUCUCCUUCUCUGGUUCCGGGGCGAUCCAGAAUGAGAAGGAGACCAUGCAAGAUCUGAACGACCGCUUGGCCAACUACCUGGGGAAGGUGCGCCAGCUGGAGUCCGAAAACCAGAGACUGGAGAUCCAGAUCAGAGAAUACCUGCAGAAGAAAGGGCCCUGCACCCGGGACUGGAGUCGCUACUUCGAAAUCAUUGAGGACCUGAAAAAUCAGAUUUUUAACCAGACAGUGGAGAAUGCUCGAGUCGUCCUGCAGAUUGAUAAUGCCCGCCUAGCCACUGAUGAUUUCCGUGUCAAGUAUGAGGCUGAACUGGCCAUCCGUCAGUCUGUGGAGAAUGACAUUAGAGGCCUGCGCAAAGUUAUUGAUGACACCAAUGUGAGCCGUCUGCAGCUGGAGACUGAGAUUGAGUCCCUCAGGGAAGAGCUGGUCUUCAUGAAGAAGAAUCACGAAACAGAAGUCAACAGUUUGCAGGCCCAGAUUGCCAGCUGCGGACUGACAGUGGAAGUAGAUUCUCCCAAGUCACAGGAUCUGGCUAAAAUCAUGGCUGAAAUUCGGGCACAGUAUGACGAACUGGCUCGGAAAAACCUUGAGGAGCUGGAUGAGUACUGGAAGAAUCAGAUCACCAAGAGCACCGUUGUCAUCACUGAGAAUACCAAGGAGCUUGAAGGAGCACGUGGCAAUGCCAAUGAACUGCGCUACAAAUUCCAAACACUGGAGGUUGAGCUGGAGUCUCUGCGCAAUGUGAAAGCCAAUCUUCUUGGCAACCUGCACGAAGUAGAGAACCGCUAUGCCAUGCAGAUGGAGCAACUUAAUGGCGUGUUGAUGAGGCUUGAGAUGGAACUGGCACAGCUGCGGAAUGAUAUGCAGCGCCAGGCAGAUGAGUACCAGGCUCUGCUGAAUGUUAAAGUCAAGCUGGAGAAGGAGAUUGCUACCUACAGGCAGCUGCUGGAAGGUGGAGAGGAGCUGAACCUGAACGAUGCUGUGCUGGAAGACGCCAUGGAAAUCACGCAUAAGAUCAAAACCACCAAGAUCGUAGAUGGCAAAGUGGUGGCGGAGAAGAGUGAGAGUAGAGUGACAAAGCGCUAAGCUCGCCUCAUGCAAGAGAAAGCGCCUCUCAGCACAUUGUUCCCCCACAAGCUGGAUAGGGCCUGGGGUGGAUCAUAAUUGAAUACAAAAAAGCAAUAAAACAUACAAA